Messenger RNA from Entelurus aequoreus (snake pipefish), 2715 nucleotides. RefSeq lists its product as uncharacterized. The coding region runs from base 957 to 1862 and encodes 301 amino acids. The record is from RefSeq and is a predicted model, not a curated record. Lineage: Eukaryota; Metazoa; Chordata; Actinopteri; Syngnathiformes; Syngnathidae. The transcript is spliced from 5 exons.
CAUCAGUGAUUUCAGAAUCAGAAUCAGAAAUACUCUAUUAAUCCCCCAGGGGAAAUUAAAAUUAAAAUUUGAAGAUUAAAGCUAAAACAUGUCAAUUUGGAGAUCUAACUGACGAACUCAUGUGACAAAAUUGUAUGUGGCAUCACAAACGACUCUCUGAGAAAGACAUUACUGAGGGACAGUGAAUUGAAUUAAGUCUCUAUGUAUGUGUGGCAAAGCGGACUACGGAUAAACCAAAUUGCAGUGUUACAUGUAGCUAACAAACUGGAAAAAUGACUUUAUUAGUUUGUUUAGUACUUAAAGAACAGCUGAGAAUGCCACCUUGGGAAAGUCGCCCUAAGGAAGUUAGGUAACAGUACCCUAAUUGUAAUGAGGCCACACACCUCUAAGACAGCAAUGGGCAAGCUCAUCCUACUGCAUAUGCUUUAAGAUGCAAAUAGGGAUGGGGAGAGGGAAUAAUCAUAACAUUCUUGUCCAAAUGAGGUGACAAAUACCAGUCCAAAUUUGUAUACUCAAAUACAACAUUUUAAACACUUUCUCUUUUGCACUCUCUCUUUCAGGGUGUUUGGUAUUCGUCAGACGGGAGGACAGUUAUACCGGCAAAAUCUUUACAGGUGCAGACAUUUUGUCAAUAUAUGAAGCUCCUGUGCAGAUCUUAGAUCUUAGAACAGGAGAUUCUGUUUUAGCAAAGUGGUCAGAUGGUAAAUUUUAUAGGGCAACUGUUGAAUAUAUUUCAGGAAAAGAUCAGACUCAGUCACCAAAAGGCUGCCAAACUCCACAGGAGUCAUUUUUAAAUAUGUUGGAAGCCAAUGAGCCAUCACACUCAACAUCAGGGUCUGACACCAUUACAGUAGAUCAGAACCCACUGUCUGAACAUGAUAGUAUCACAGCGCUGAAUCUAUCAAGUGAUGGGGAACUUGUAACAGGCAGCAACACUGUUGGACCACCACCACCCUAUGGGUUGCUCACAUGCCUGUACUUCCUCCGUGAAAGAAAGGAGGUUUACCAAAGAGGGAACCAUCGGUCCAUCACCCUACAGCGGCAAUACAGCCAUACCAUCACCGUAUGGCCUCCACAUCAAUUGUCAAUUUCCCUAUGGGGGCCAUACAUCUAGCCUACCACCGUAUGGCCUCAACAUCAAAGGUCCAUCUCCCUACGAAGACCAUGCAUCCUGCCCAUCACUGCAUGACUUCAACAGCGCUGGCCCAUCACCAAAUGUCUACAACACCUUUGGUCCUUCACCCGGCGUACACAAUCCACCUGACAAUAAAAACCCAGCUUUCCUGGCACCGGACAGGAGAGAUGCAGGCAACCCAUCUGUCGAGGACACUAUCUCGUAUCAACCGCAGGCAGAAAACUCAUGGACGCCAUGUGAUGGAUGUAGGAAGGAGUUCGAAAAAAUCCUGCGAGAAAAGCAACGAAUCGAAGAAGUCCUCUUGAAAAUAGAUCCGGGCCAAGUCAGAGUACACCAAACUCUCUGCGACCUCGUUGGAGACAAAUACAGCGACGGCCCUCCUCAACAAUCGGGCCAGCAGAUGCUCUUUCCUGAGAGCGGCGUAUUCAUAUCAUCGUUCCGCCUUGCUGCCAUGAGUCAUGCUUCAAAGCCCAAUUGUAUGCGUUUAUUCCACGCACUUUUUGACCACUUUUUUACAGUUGAGGAGUGUCAAAAUGCUGUCCCUUUUGGUCGCCCUGGAAACAAACCUGCAGGAACAGGAAAGCGCAUCCUUGACCGGAAAAAAGUUGAAGGAAUCCUAACGUAUGUCCUGAGAUGCGGUACCCUUCCUGAUUGGGACAAUAUUGAGGAGGCCAAGCUCAAGAAAGCUUUGGUAAACAAAUGUCGGGCCAGAGCAGGUUUUAAGUAGGCCCUUGUACCUGCCAAGUUCAUUCUGGGGUAGGAUGUUUCCUUUGUAAACAUGUUAAUAUUUUCGUCUGGGGUUGCACAUUAAUUAAUUUAAAAAAAAAAAAAUGCCGUAUGAUGUAGCUUUUAGUACCACGUUAUACUGUGACAAUGCAUAUUGAGCUGUGCUGUGUCUCGCAAAUUUGGCACCGAUGCAACCUCACUAACAAGCUAGCGGCUAAUAUCCCUUCACAGUACAAAGCUGUUUCCAAAUAAAAAAAUAAUACAACUGGAAAUGACGCAGUAUGUUACUGCUUACAUAAUCAGGUAUGUUAGUAGUAAUAGUAAUUCAGUGUUUGUAUUUGAGUGGGCCCCAGACCCCUCUGUAGUGAAAAAGUUGGUCGGGCCCCGAGGUAAAAAAUGUUAAGUAUCCCUGGUUUUCAAUGUGUGAUUAUUUUUUGUAUGUAAACCAGUUCCAAACAGCCCGGUUACAAUUUUAUAAAUGUAUUUCAGUUUUUGCUUGGAAUAUUUAAAAAAUGGAAAAUGUUGUCAUUUACUCACCCUCUUACUGAGAUGAAGUCAAGUGGGGUUUUUUUUAACUACGGUACAUGGUUUGCUCAACAAGGAGUUAAAAAAACUACACCUGACUUUUUCACGUGUGGGGCGGUAUAGCUCGGUUGGUAGAGCGGCCGUGCCAGCAACUUGAGGGUUUCAGGUUCAAUUCCCGCUUCCGCCAUUCUAGUCACUGCCGUUGUGUCCUUGGGCAAGACACUUUACCCACCAGCUCCCAGUGCCACCCACACUGGUUUAAAUGUAACUUAGAUAUUGGGUUUCACUAUGUAAAGCGAUUUACAUUUACAUUUGAUCUUAGCGCCGCU